This is a messenger RNA of Pochonia chlamydosporia 170, 522 nucleotides long. Its product is annotated as GCN5-related N-acetyltransferase (GNAT) domain-containing protein. The record is from RefSeq and is a predicted model, not a curated record. The coding region runs from base 1 to 522 and encodes 173 amino acids. Gene Ontology annotation, molecular function: acyltransferase activity, transferring groups other than amino-acyl groups. The transcript has a single exon. NCBI's taxonomy places the organism in Eukaryota, Fungi, Ascomycota, Sordariomycetes, Hypocreales, Clavicipitaceae.
AUGUCGCUGCCUUCCGAGCCGCGCAAUUGGACCCGCGAGGAGUUCCUCAUCUCCACUGACAAAUCUCUCAUCUCCAUCGCAACCCUUAACGCCGUCUUUGAUCAAGAUUACAUGUACUGGACAACAUCUUUUCCCGAGGAAGUCCUUCAAAAAAUUGUAGACGCAUCAUUUUGCUUUGGUCUCUACAGAGCUAGACAACAAGAUAUCACGGGGGACGAGACCGUCACGCCAGAACAGAUUGGGUUCGCUCGGCUUGCAACUGAUCAUGUCACGUUUGCGUACUUGACGGAUCUGUAUGUUCUGCCUGAGUAUCAGGGCCGCGGUUUAGGUGGCUGGAUGAUUGACUGCAUAGAGGAGGUGAUGACGCCUUUGCCGUACUUGAGGUGGUUCACGUUGCGCACUUCAAUGCCUAAGAGCAAGGAGGCUUAUGAGAAGAGACUGGGCAUGUUUGUGCUGGAUCAGGGGGAUGUCACGAAGGGUGCGGUCAUGAUGGGGAAGAAGGGCAAGGGGAACUGUGUGUGA